Messenger RNA from Aspergillus tanneri, 1893 nucleotides. Its product is annotated as glutamine--tRNA ligase. The record is from RefSeq and is a predicted model, not a curated record. Gene Ontology annotation, biological process: glutaminyl-tRNA aminoacylation; translation. Gene Ontology annotation, molecular function: ATP binding; glutamine-tRNA ligase activity. The transcript has 5 exons. Lineage: Eukaryota; Fungi; Ascomycota; Eurotiomycetes; Eurotiales; Aspergillaceae. Gene Ontology annotation, cellular component: cytoplasm; cytosol. Bases 1 to 1893 code for a protein of 630 amino acids.
AUGGCGGAACAAGUCACGGAAGGCCUUGCCAAGCUUCAGUUAGACCCGGAAACGGGUGAGAUGGUCUCCAAGACCGAGCUGAAGAAGCGAAUGCAAAAGCGAGCAAAGAAGGCUUCCAAGGCAGCUGCUAAAACGAGCAACCCGAGCAAGCCAGAGAACAAGUCUGGUACCGCCACCCCUAAAUCCUCCGAGCCUACUCUUGACCCGGAUGCCAUGUUCAAGCAGGGCUUCCUCGCCGAUGUUUACAAUUUGCGACCUGCGAAACCUGUCAGAACGAGAUUUCCUCCCGAGCCAAAUGGAUAUCUUCACCUCGGCCACGCCAAGGCUAUUGCGAUCAAUUUUGGCUUUGCGCGAUACCAUGGUGGCGAGACAAUUCUUCGUUUCGAUGACACAAACCCGGACGCCGAAGAGGAGAAGUACUUUCAUGCGAUAGAGGAUAUAGUUCGCUGGCUUGGGUUUACUCCCAAUCAAACUACCUAUUCCAGCGACAACUUCCAGCGCUUGUACGACCUUGCCGAGAAGUUAAUCGAGCUCGGAAAAGCCUACGUUUGCCACUGCAGCGAGAUCGAUCUCAAGAUGCAACGUGGAGGCGAAGAUGGCAAGUCACCGCGAUUUCAGUGUGAGCACGCCUCCCAGAACGUGGAUACCAACCUUUCCAAAUUCCGCGGUAUGCGCGAUGGCAAAUAUGAGCCGCAAACCGCCUUUUUGCGUAUGAAGCAACAACUUCUGGAAAAUGGGAACCCGCAGAUGUGGGAUAUUGUCGCCUAUCGUAUCCCCAAGAACCGCACUCCCCAUAUGCGCACUGGGUCGAAAUGGCAUAUUUAUCCAUCCUAUGACUUUGCUCACUGUCUUUGCGAUAGCUUUGAAGGCAUCACCCAUAGUCUCUGCACAACCGAAUUUAUUACUGCCCGGGAGAGCUACGAGUGGCUGAAUAAGACACUCGGUGUUUAUGAGCCAAUGCAGCGCGAGUAUGGCCGCCUAAAUAUCACCGGAACUGUCAUGAGCAAAAGAGUUUUGAAAGAGCUGGUUGAAAGGGGGCACGUCCGGGGCUGGGAUGAUCCUCGUCUUUACACCUUGAUUGGUAUUCGUCGGCGAGGCGUGCCACCUGGAGCUAUUCUUUCCUUCAUUAACGAACUAGGCGUUACAACAUCACAGACGGUUAUCCAAACUGCACGAUUCGAACAGACUGUUCGCCGUUAUCUCGAAACAUCGGUCCCUCGCCUCUUGCUGGUCCUGGACCCUAUACGUGUCGUAAUUCAAGAUAUCGGUGAUUUAGAGGGACAGGAGCUAGUGUUGCCCUUUUCGCCAAAGAAGCCCGAAUUUGGCUCUUAUAAGCUGCAGAUGACGUCAUCCGUCUACAUCGACCGAUCAGAUUUCCGCGAGGUUCCUUCAGAGGAAUUUUUCCGCCUGGCGCCAGGUCAAACCGUCGGUUUGCUACAGGUGCCCCAUCCCAUCAAGGCUGUUUCCUUUUCCAAGGACCCGACCACCGGCAAGGUAACAGAGAUUCAAGCCAUCUUAGUACGAGACGGUCCCAAGCCGAAGGCAUUUAUACAAUGGGUUCCGGAGGGCUCGUGUAAGGUCACGGUUCGGGUUCACAAUCCCCUUUUCAAAUCUGAAAACCCCAUGGCCGCGGAGGGUGGGUUCCUCGGCGACAUCAACCCCAACAGUGAGACGAUCUACCCUGAGGCGCUCGUAAAUGCCGGGUUUGAUGAGGUUCGCCGUCGUGCUCCUUGGCCGCAGGCUGAGGGCGAAAAAACUCAUUCUGGGCCGGAAAGUGUCCGAUUCCAAGCUAUGCGAGUUGCAUACUUUGCGAUGGACUCAGAUAGUACAGAAGACUCGAUUGUGCUUAAUCGCAUCGUGCCUCUCAAAGAAGAUGCCAGGAAGGAUGCCUAG